Messenger RNA from Sinocyclocheilus grahami, 7026 nucleotides. Its product is annotated as proteasome activator complex subunit 4A-like. NCBI's taxonomy places the organism in Eukaryota, Metazoa, Chordata, Actinopteri, Cypriniformes, Cyprinidae. Gene Ontology annotation, biological process: proteasomal ubiquitin-independent protein catabolic process. The record is from RefSeq and is a predicted model, not a curated record. Gene Ontology annotation, cellular component: nucleus; cytosol; spermatoproteasome complex. The transcript has 45 exons. Gene Ontology annotation, molecular function: peptidase activator activity; proteasome binding.
GCGGCAUGUGUGUUUGGCUAGUUACAGCUGAAUGGAGACGGAUACAUGGUGCGCUCGGAUAGAAAUACGAUGCGUGACAGCAAGCGGGUCUGCUUAAAAGAAGUCAUCAUUAUCCUGUAGAGUUCAGAAACGACACGAGCGAUGACAGUGCGCGUCUUCCAACAAGAAAAUACCACGACUCUGUUAUGGUUUUGACAUUUAUAGUAGUUUUCUAAUUUGUAAUUUACUUAUUUUACAAUCCCUGAAGCUCAUCACUGUUUGGAAUAUUUUUCUUCAUGACUAUCUCUAAUAUAAUCGAAGUGGAGGAGCCACAUUUGGGGGACUGUAAUAUGAAAAAAGAAGCAACCGAAUUAUUAGGGUUUGUUCCGCAAAAAAAUAUUGUUUACAACGAACUUCUGCCUUACAAGGACAAACUAGAUGAAGAGUCCAAUGAAUUUUUGGCGCAGAUCAAAGGAAACCUCGGCAGAGCCGUCCAACUCCGAGAGAUAUGGCCAGGUGUCUUGUUUUGGACGAGGAAACUUUCCACGUAUAUGCGACUGUAUGGAAGGAAGUUCAGCAAAGAGGAACAUGUGCACUUUGUCAAGCUGCUGUACGAGCUGGUCACCAUCCCUAAACUGGAGAUCAGUAUGAUGCAGAGCUUCGCCCGUCUCCUCAUCACCCUGCUGAAGAAGAAGGAGCUGCUUUCAAGAGAGGACUUAGAAUUGCCAUGGCGGCCCCUUUAUGAGUUGCAGGACAGGAUCCUGUACUCAAAGACAGAGCACCUCAGCCUGAACUGGUUUCCCAGUUCUCUGCGGCCACGCUCUUCCUCUAAACACAUAAUCGUUAAACUUGCUCAGAGGUGCUCAGUGGAAGCAGUUCUGAAGGCUUUAAUCAAGAACUGCAGGCCAUAUUUCCCAGAAUCUGCCACACAGGAGAUGCUGGAUGAGUGGAGACCUCUGAUGUGCCCGUUUGACGUGACCAUGCAGAAGGCAAUGGGAUAUUUCGGGCUCUUCCUGCCCACCACUUUUCCCCCAGAGCUGCAUGAUAAGGGCUUUAAACUUUGGUUUGAUGAGUUUAUAAGCCUGUGGGUGUCAGUGCAGAACCUUCCAAGCUGGGAAGUCAAUCUCGUCAGUCUUUUUGCACGACUGGCCAAUGACAACAUUGGUUACAUAGAUUGGGACCCUUAUAUUCCGAAGAUCUUCACUAGGAUCUUAAGGAGUCUUAAUCUUCCUGUAGGAUCCAGUCAGAUGCUGGUUUCCAGAUAUCUGACAAAUGCCUAUGACAUCAGUCAUGUGGUCAUCUGGAUUUCUGCUUUGCUGGGAGGGCCCAGUAAGCAGACCCAGACCCAGCUCAGUGGCCUUUUCAACAGUAUCACCUCGUUUUUCCACCCUUCCAACCACGGCCGCUGGCUGAUGAAACUCAUGAAGCUCGUGCAGCGUUUACCUGCCAGCGUUGUGAAGCGACUGCAUCGAGAACGCUACCGGACGCCAACGUGGCUGACUCCUGUUCCCGAGAGCCACCUUCUCAGUGAGCAAGACAUCACAGACUUUGUGGAAAGCAUGAAGCAGCCCGUCCUGUUGGCGAUGUUUAGUAAAACUGGCAGCCUGGAUGCUGCCCAGGCCUUGCAAAACCUUGCUCUGCUCAGACCUGAGCUAGUCAUUCCUCCAGUGCUGGAGAAGACAUAUCCUGCCAUGGAGACCCUCACUGCACCUCACCAGCUGACCGCCACCCUAAGCUGUAUGAUCGGUGUGGCACAGAGCCUGGUGGCUGGGGGCCAGAGGUUUCCAGAGGGCCCCACACACAUGCUGCCUCUCCUCAUGAGGGCUCUGCCUGGGGUCGACCCCAACGACUUCAGAAAGUGCAUGAUAACAUUCCAGUUUUUAGCAACUUUUGUUACUCUUGUGCCAUUGGUGGACUGUUCAGCUGCAGUUCAGACAAGAAAUGACCUCACACAGGUGGAAAAAGAGUUGUGUUCAGCAUCGGCAGAGUUCGAGUAUUUUGUUCUUCAAUUUAUUGAUAGAUGUUUUGCACUGAUUGACACGAGUACACCGGAACAGACUCAAGAGGAGAUGGAGACAGAGAAAAUGACUCAUCUGGAGAGUCUGUUGGAGCUGGGCCUGUCCUCCACAUUCUGCACUAUCCUCACACAAUGCUCUAUGGAAAUAUUCCAGGUUAUUAUAAACACACACAUGGAGUUAAACCUAGUCAUAACAUAUACUACCACUCAAAAGUUUGGGGUCGGUAAGAUUUUUUUUUUUAUAUGUUUUGCUUACCAGGGCUAUUUCUAUGAUGAAAAAUACAGUAAAAACAGUAAUAUUUUGAAAAAUGUAUAAAAUAACAGUCCUUGUCUCUGUCUGUAGGUGACCCGUGUGGGUAGUGAUCAACUGUUACUCUACAGGUCUCAGCUGGUGCAGAUUCUUCAGUUAACUCUGCACCUGAAAUGGAAGCAGGGCUACAAUCUGGCCUGUAAGCUACUCUAUCACAUCCUGCGUUCCAUGUCCAUCAUCUAUCCCAGAGAAUACUGCAGUGUGCCCAGCGGCGUCCAGCAGCACAGUGACACAUACUUACCAAUUAAGGACUGGGGGCAGCCUGGAGACCUGUUGAACCUGGGCAUCCAAUGGCACGUGCCCAGCACAGAAGAGAAAGAGUUUGUUUUCUACCUGCUGGAUCUGCUGUUAAAGCCUGAACUCCAGCGUCUGCAGAAACACGCACAGGGAGAACAAGACAUCAGCAGGGAUGACGUUCUGCAGAGUCUGUCCAUUGUUCAUAACUGCCUUCUGGGAGCAGGCAGCCUUCUGCCUCUACUGUAUGGAGAACCUGUGCCAGAGAUGGCAAACAGUAUGGUUCCACUAUACGAGACAAACGUGUACACGGGAGUAGACUAUGACCUGUCUAGAGAGAACUACAGAGAGGACAUCUGUAAGGUGAUUAGACCUCUACUACACCAUACUCUAGAGCACUCAGAGGACGACAUCAAAUCCCUCUUCUCAAUUCUAAAGAUCAUCAAUGACCUGCUUCACUUCAAAGGCUCACACAAACAUGAGUUUGACUCCCGCUGGAAAAGUUUCAGUCUUAUUAAGAAGUCCAUGGAGAACAAGCUUCACGGCAGUAAACAGCACAUCAGAGCUCUACUCAUAGACAGAGUCAUGUUGCAACAUGAGUUAAGAAAUCUGACCAAGGAGGGAUGUUGCUACAGGAGUGUUCAUCAAGACCUGAUAAAUGACCUGCUCCGACUGUCCACCAGCAGGUACAGUCAGGUGAGGAGUAAAGCUCAGAAUGUGCUGUUCACUGCAUUGGGUACCUACAACUUAUGCUGCAGAGAUGUCAUCCCUGCAGUGCUGAAGUAUCUGGACCCAGACCGCACUGACGUUACCCAGCAGCAAUUCAAAGGUGCCUUGUACUGUCUGUUAGGGAACCACUCUGUUAUCUGUCUUGCUAACCUGCAGUACUGGGACUGCAUUACUCUCACAUGGCCUGUCAUCAUACGCUCUGGUUUGAGCCCCUCCAUGUCUCUAGAGAAGUCUUCGGUCGUCCGGCUCUUCGAUGAUCUGGCUGACAAAAUCCACUGCCAGUACGAGACCAUUGGAGUUGACUUUUCUAUCCCGGAGAGUUGUGUGGAGGUUGCUCUAAAAAUGAUGAAAUCUAGUAACCCAGAACCGACUCUAUGUGCCGCCUCUGAACAGGAGGAACUGGAGGGAAGAAAGAGACAGGAACAGAAAAACAAAGACUCAGUGCAAAAGUAUGAGAAUCUAGUGGUGGAUCUUUUGGACUGCCUUUACGACCGAAACCUGCCCUGGAAGUUUGAGCAGAUAGCUAUCGGCUUCCUCUCUCUGAUGCUGAGAGAUGACCACCCCUUGCCUUCCUCUGCAGUCCUCUUUUUCAUUGAGAGCCUGAACCACGACUCGCUCUUAGUUCGCAAUGGUGCGAUAUCAGCAGUGAGUGGAAUUUUAAAGCAGCUUAAGAGACCUCACAAGAAAGUGGCAGUGAAUCCUUACGACUUAUCUGAGCUCAAAACGUCUCUACAAUCAUGUGGUGGUAAAGCUCUAGGCUCUCUGCUGGCAGGAGACAGGUCUGAUAACCAGUGGCUGCAGUAUGACAGUAGCAGGUUGCCACGUUCCCAGCAGGACUGGGAUGAAUGCUGCUUCAUUGAGAAAACCCACUGGGGCUAUUCCACAUGGCCACGGACGCUGAUGCUCUAUGCCCCUCCUGAGGAACAGCCUAAACAGGGCAAAACAAGACAAGAAAUGAAUGAGAGUGAAAAGAUCAUAUACGAUCAUUUCUCAGACCAGCAGUUCAUAGAUCAGUUCAUCCACUAUUUGUCUCAGGAGGACAGAAAGGGGAAAGAUAAAUUCAGCCCACGACGAUUUUGCCUUUUUAAGGGUCUUUUCCGGAACUUUGAUGAUGCCUUCCUGCCUCUGCUGAAGCCUCAUAUGGAGCGACUGGUUGCAGAUUCCCAUGAGAGCACCCAGCGCUGUGUGGCGGAGAUCAUCUCUGGACUCAUCAGGGGCUCCAAACACUGGAGCUACAGCAAGGUGGAAAAACUGUGGGCUCUACUGUGUCCACUCCUCCGUAAAGCUCUCUCCAAUAUCACCAUUGAGACGUAUGCAGACUGGGGCACCUGCAUUGCCACUGCCUGCGAGAGCCGAGACCCACGAAAGCUGCACUGGCUGUUUGAGAUGCUGAUGGAAUCACCGGUCACAGGAGAAGGAGGCUCAUUUGUGGACGCCUGCCGUCUGUAUGUGCUGCAGGGAGGUCUUGCUCAGCAGGAGUGGAGGGUCCCAGAGCUGCUUCACAGGUUACUACACUACCUAGAACCCAAACUCACUCAGGUCUACAAGAAUGUACGCGAACGCAUCGGCAGUGUGCUCACCUACAUCUUCAUGAUUGACGUGAACCUACCACACACUCAGCCCACCAUGUCUCCGCGCAUCGCAGAGUUCACAGAGCGUGUGCUGGCCAGGCUCAAGCCUUUAACGGAGGGUGAGGAGGAGAUCCAGAACCAUGUGGUAGAGGAGAACACAGUGGGAGAUCAAGACGAGAGGACACAAGCCAUCAAAUUACUCAAAACUGUGUUGAAGUGGUUGAUGACCAGUGCUGGACGCUCCUUCUCUUCUGCGGUCCCUGAACAGCUUCGUCUCCUCCCUCUACUCUUUAAAAUUGCUCCCGUGGAGAAUGACGACAGCUAUGAUGAGAUGAAGAGAGACGCUAAGAUGUGUCUGUCUCUCAUGUCCCAGGGGCUUCUGUACUCAGAGCAGAUCCCACAAGUCCUCAAUGCACUUGAGGAGAUUUCAAGGAUCAGCUCAUGGCACGCACGUUACACCGUUCUCACCUACCUGCAGAUCAUGGUUUUCUACAAUCUUUUCACCUUCCUCAGUGAUGCCAAGGCCGUCAGUGACGUGAGAGCGCUGGUACUACGCCUGCUGGAGGAUGAACAACUUGAGGUGAGGGAGAUGGCCGCCACCACUCUAAGUGGAUUCCUGCAGUGUAAUUUUCUCAGCAUUGAUGAACCCAUGCAGGCCCAUUUUGAGGCCCUGAGCAAGACCCGUCUGCCCAAGCGCAAGAGGAGAGAGCUGGGCUCAGUGGUGGACAUGAUCCCUUCUGCUGACCUGGUACGGCGGCAUGCAGGUGUAUUGGGUCUGAGUGCCUGCAUCCUGUCCAGUCCGUAUGAUGUGCCCACCUGGAUGCCCCAGAUCCUCAUGGACCUGAGUGCCCACCUCAAUGACACACAGCCUAUAGAGAUGACUGUGAAGAAAACCCUGUCGGAUUUCCGUCGCACUCAUCAUGAUAACUGGCAGGAACACAAGCAGAAGUUCACAGAUGACCAGCUGCUGGUGCUCACAGAUCUGCUGGUCUCCCCCUGUUACUACGCGUAGAAUGAUGUCACUGUCUGGUGAAGGGGAAAGCAAAGCUAAAUGAAACAUGAAUUUUUGUUUGCUCUGAAUGUCUGGGAUUGUUUUUAGAGGAAAAGUAAAAUGAUUUAUGUAGCAAUAAAUGCUACAUCUAGUUAUAAAAUAACUAGAAUCUUUUACUAAACUUUUUUUUUUUUUUUUUUUUGAGGACACUUAAUAUUUAAGGGGAACUUUAUUGCAGGUAUCGCUGACCUGCAUCUAUAAUGUUCUUGUACAGAUUUAAAUUUUUGCUUGUGUGAAUGCAGUAUGGAUUGUUAUAGCCCAAUAUAAAGCAGUUUUCUGCACUGCUUUGCAUUGCAUUGCAUAUUUAUUGUAAUAAUAGCAUUUGACAAUUUUAGCAGUAAUCCUUUCAAAAUGUGUACACAUGUAAUAUUGGUAAAUGUUACAUAUGUGUAUGAGGUAAAGGUACCAAUUUCUUUUUGAAGUAGCACUGUACAUUUCCCCAUGCCUCAUAGAGACAGUGUGAAUUUUGAACAGUUAUGUAAGCCUACAUCAAUUAAAGAGUGUAAGACUAUAUGCUUUGGUGAUGCUGUUCUCCAAUUGUCAUGCCAAUACAGCUGAACUAAACUGAUAAUUGAAUAUAAUCACAAUGGCAAUAGCAUUACAAAAUAGUAGUCCUUUUUAAACCAUGAGAUUUUAAACUCCUGCACGUCAUGCAUCUUUUUCUCUAUUCAUAUUUUUGCAGUCAGUAAAUUGUUUAUUAUUUAUUUAUUCAAUUGAAACGUUUAGUCUGUCUUUUCAGUUGACCUUUGCAUUUAGUUUAGUGUUUGCAGUUUUUGCUUCAAGCCAGGUGUUCUCAUAUCCCGAUAUCAGAAGCUUUUUAAAGGUAGUGUCAGCAAAAGCGGAGACAGUGUCAUUGAGACUUGCUAUUAGCAAGCGUUGCCGAGCUUGUCAGUAGCAACAGUUGUAGACUGUACAUUAAUGCAGUGAUUUGUUGGCAAGCUUGCAUUUUAAGUGUAAUUAACGCUGUCAAAAUCAUGUCAUAAGCCAAUGUGUAGUUUAACUUUGGUUGGUAAGCUAUAAGACAAAGUAAUGCUAUGCUAAUGCUUGCUUACUUUUGUUAGUUUUUCUUGAUAUUCCUUUUACAAAUAUUUGACAAAAGACAAGUGAUGAUUGUAAUAAAGUGUGACAAAAUAUG